GGUACGGGUAAUAAGUGGGGGAGAAGAAUGUUUCUGUCUCUUCCUACACUGACUGUCCUUGUUCCCCUGGUCUCUUUAGCAGGACUGUUCUACUCGGCCUCUGUGGAAGAAAACUUCCCACAGGGCUGCACUAGUACCACCAGCCUGUGCUUUUACAGUCUGCUCUUGCCCAUUACCAUACCAGUUUAUGUAUUCUUCCACCUUUGGACUUGGAUGGGUAUUAAACUCUUCAGGCAUAAUUAAUGCAGCCAGAGCCAAGAUGGGGUAUAUAUAUAUUAAUGUAUACUAAUGAUAUGUCUUGAGCAUCUGUCAGUGAAAGCUCAACUGCAUGGAAAUACUGGAAACCCACUUAAUUUGCAGGAAAGAUGCUUUGCCUUGUGUCAGAGGCUUAGGAACAUGGGAGGUUAAGCUGCUGAAGCUUCUUUUAUUGUACUUCCGUUCUGCCCUUAUUUUUUGAAGGUUCUAAUUUAUAACUGCUGUAUCAGAAGAAAUAUUUCUACAAAGUGUCUUGUUGGAAAUUAACAGCCCCAACCAUCAUCUGAUGACUUUAUUUCUUAUCCCAUUCACUUAAAAGUUAAUAAUUUGAAAUUUUAUGUUUGUUUAGAUUCAAAAUCUUUGGUAAAGUCACAUGUUAAGGAUGACUGAAAUAAUUCCAAAGGAGCUAUGUUGGAGUUGUUACAGAGAAAUGCAUUUCAACUAGUAUGAUAUGAAACUGUACAAUAAAAUGGAAGUUUC
Molecule: messenger RNA, 735 nt
Organism: Ceratotherium simum simum (southern white rhinoceros)
Lineage: Eukaryota; Metazoa; Chordata; Mammalia; Perissodactyla; Rhinocerotidae
Gene: PIGY
Product: phosphatidylinositol glycan anchor biosynthesis class Y
Biological process (GO): GPI anchor biosynthetic process
Cellular component (GO): glycosylphosphatidylinositol-N-acetylglucosaminyltransferase (GPI-GnT) complex
Source: RefSeq, a predicted model, not a curated record